CCCCAAGAACUAAAAGUCCACAUCAUUAUGUUAUCUUCCAAAGUUAAUUCAAAUGUGUUGAGCUUAAUGAGUCUCUCUGAGCGCUUAACAAAAAAAAGGAGGCAUCAUGUCAUCUAGAAAAAUCAUGGAGUUUUUCUACAGACAGUGAUUGGUGGGUCACGGAUUCACAGUAAACAUGCUGUAACUGGGACAUCACGGUGCUAGAGACUCUAAUAUAACCAUGAAGGUCCCUAGCUCGAGAUGGGCCUUCUCCCUGGGCUUCUUGGUGGGGGCCUGCAGCAUCUAUUUCUUCCUGCGCCAGGUGUGGUAUGAAAGGAGCUACCCACUGCUGUCAGAGGCUCAGGAAAAAGCCACAGUGGCGGGGCAGAGACCAACCAGCUGGAGGAAGGACGGAGCUGCUCUCAUCAACAUGCUCCACCCUCACCAUGCAGAUGAAGACAGCCGGGUGGCAGAUGCAUUGUAUCAGAAGGUGCGCGUUCUCUGCUGGGUGAUGACAGGGCCGUAUAACCUGCAGAGCAGGGCCCGUCAUGUCAGGGCCACCUGGAGUCGGCACUGCAAUGUGGUGGUAUUCAUGAGCUCUGUGGAAGACCCAGAUUUCCCCACUGUGGGCCUGGGCACUAAAGAGGGACGUGACCAGCUUUACUGGAAAACCAUUCGAGCCUUCCAUUAUGUCUAUGAGCAUCACGCAAAUGAAGCAGACUGGUUCUUAAAAGCAGACGAUGACACUUAUGUGGUGGUGGACAACCUGCGCUGGAUUCUGUCUAACCACACCCCCGAAGAACCCAUCUACUUUGGCAAACGCUUCAAGCCUUAUACCAAACAAGGCUACAUGAGUGGAGGAGCAGGCUACGUGCUUAGCAAAGAAGCCCUCAAGAGAUUUGUGGAAGGUUUUCGGACAAAGGUGUGCACACACACCAGCCCUGUAGAAGAUCUCGCAUUGGGGCAGUGUUUGGAGAAGAUGGGUGUUUUAGCUGGGGACUCCAGAGAUACUUUGCAACGAGAAACUUUCCACCCAUUUGUGCCAGAGCACCAUCUAACUGCCAAGUUCCCCAAGAGCUUCUGGUACUGGAGCUACUGUUACUACCCAAUUGUUGAGGGUCCACAGUGCUGCUCUGACCUGGCUGUAUCGUUCCAUUAUGUGGAAGCAGGCUUGAUGUACACACUGGAGUAUUACACUUAUCACCUGAGGGCGCAUGGUUACAGGCCACGCUACCAGCCCUCUGUACACCAUGUUCUGAACCCUGGCUCACUCCCACAUACAGCCAUGAUGGUUGGACUCAAUGAAGUUCAAGGUGUGACAGACGGAAGGAGUCACACAACUGCAGCCUUCUCUGUUAGUACAAACCAAACCAAAGCAGAGAAAGAGGAAAAAGAUCAUCUAAACUCUAGCCUCACAGAUAACAGGACUGCAGCCACACGCUGAUUCUGUGAUUCUGCUGUGCUUGAAUGUUUUAACUGAGACGUGUUUAAUUGUAUCUACAUUAACAGUUAGGGCCACUUUCACUCAGUAAAUGGGUGAUAGGAGCUGUAGUACGAAGUAUAUGCCAGAUAAAUGCCCUGUGCUUUAUGGAUAAUUAGUGUUUUCUUCUGACAGGGCUUCCCUGAUCCGAUCAUAGUAGAUUCCAGUCAGUAUGACACUAAUUGCAAGCAGUGAGUGGUUAACAUUGGAAUAUGAUUCAGUGGCAGAACUAAGUGGUGUUGCUAUAUUUGGACAAGAUAAGCACUUGUUUUAGCUUAAGUAAAUUAUGACAUCAGUAUAUGAAUUUAUUACGUCACACAGUCACAGAAGUGAGCUUGGAGUGAUAAAAAAAGCCUCUGAUCUGAGCCAAUAAUACAGGAACAGUUGUAUGUAGGUUUUAUCACCUUGUAUUAAUAACCUUUCCUUGUAAUGUAGAGCAGCAUCAAACAGCAGUGUCUGUCACAGCAUCUUAAUAUUUUGCCUUUUUUCUUCAUGGCCACAAUUUUAUUAUUUUAUUUUCUUCUGGGCUUUUCUGAAACAACAUGCAAAAAUUACUGUAUAAAUGUUUUAGUCUUUGUUUCUCUUUCUACGUUUUGUCUUAAUGUUUUUAUUUCCUUUUUAAACCCUCUGCUGUGCAGCAUUCAUUGCAGACUCUACAUCCACCGCCAGCAGUGAUAGUGUUUGUUUUAGUAAGAAACUGUUUUGUGAAAAAUGUUUCCUUUUUACCUUUUGAGUGAUAUGAGAUGCUCUGAUGUAACGAUGCAUACUUGAAACCCCUUGUGCUUCUGCUCGAGAUCACUGUAGCUUCAGAUUAACACAGUGUUAUAUUAAACUCAAAUGAAUCCC
Molecule: messenger RNA, 2305 nt
Organism: Scomber scombrus (Atlantic mackerel)
Lineage: Eukaryota; Metazoa; Chordata; Actinopteri; Scombriformes; Scombridae
Gene: c1galt1la
Product: core 1 synthase, glycoprotein-N-acetylgalactosamine 3-beta-galactosyltransferase 1, like a
Exons: 4
Coding region: 221-1423 (400 amino acids)
Cellular component (GO): membrane
Molecular function (GO): N-acetylgalactosaminide beta-1,3-galactosyltransferase activity
Source: RefSeq, a predicted model, not a curated record